Mobula hypostoma (lesser devil ray) is the source of this 11081-nucleotide messenger RNA. RefSeq names its product E1A binding protein p400 (gene ep400). Gene Ontology annotation, biological process: DNA repair. The record is from RefSeq and is a predicted model, not a curated record. Lineage: Eukaryota; Metazoa; Chordata; Chondrichthyes; Myliobatiformes; Myliobatidae. The transcript is spliced from 55 exons. The coding region runs from base 504 to 10055 and encodes 3183 amino acids. Gene Ontology annotation, cellular component: NuA4 histone acetyltransferase complex; Swr1 complex. Gene Ontology annotation, molecular function: ATP-dependent chromatin remodeler activity; chromatin binding; ATP binding.
CAAAAUGUUUUCUGUUUUCAUCAUUUUUAUUUUAUUUCACUUUUUUUUCGAUUGCAAUAUUUAAUCAGAAUUUGCAUCCAGCUCAUCCAGCAAUACAUGGUUGUGCGCUGCCCCUUUAAGGAUGCGGAGAGGUAUGCAAAUAAUAUGCCCAGAGAAUGGUCCCGCCCCCUCGAGGCGUAUUGCGCCGAUUGGGUGUAGCGAUCGUCAAUCCGCGUUCCGCGCGGCCGGCUUGACUUCCGGUGAGGAGAGAGACUGGCGGAGAGCCGGGCGCCAUGUUGGAUGAUAGAGUCUAGUCGGUUGUCUCCUCCGCCGAGCGGCCCGCCUCAUUCCUAAACCGAGCUUCGGUUUUUACUUCGUUGACCGAGGGGCGGUAGAGUCGUGUUGCCUCCUCCGGUUCGACACCGGCGGCGAGAAAGCGAGACAGCCGUGCCCAAUGGAGGCGCGGCUCCGGCAGCCGCUGUGAAAGGAGGAUCGGGUAGUACUCAUCCAAGAGGGUGUUGGUGAUGAUGCACCAUGGCAGUGGUCCACAAAAUAUACAGCGCCCACUGCAGAGAUCCAAGUCAUAUACUGGCGCCGAGGGAGAUGAACAGACUGCAUUACCUCAUUCUCCUGUCACGCCGUUCGCUCCCGCUCUCAGCCCCGUGCCGCACACGGUGGCCAGUCCUUCUGGGCCACAGUCCCCGAGUUAUCAGUUGCAGCAGCUCAUCAUGAACCGGAGUCCGGUAUCUGCGCAGAAUGUCAACAUCACGCUGCAGAAUGUGAGCCAGGUGAUGGCCGGGAAUCAGCAGAUCACGUUGGCUCCCCUUCCGAUUCAAAACCCAGCGUCCCCUGGUUUCCAGUAUAGUUCACAGGUUGUGGGACAGCAAAGGCGCUUUGAUCACGGAUCCCCGUCGUAUAUUCAAGUCACUUCGCCCUUGCCUCAGGUGCAGCCGCAGAGUCCCACGCAGCACAGCCCUGCAUCGAUGCUACAGGGCGUGCAGCGGACAGGGGCAGCGGCUACGGGGUUGAGUAUGUGCAGUCAGAGCCCGACCCGAGGAUACGUGGACGCCAAUGUACUGGUUAGGCAGCUGAACCUCAGUCCAUCGAGUGGUGGGCACUUUGUAUAUCAGGAUCCGUCCGGUCUUACUCAGAUAACUUCAAGCGUUGGAGGGCAGGUGCAGUUAACGGCAGCCGCCACAUCAGUUUCUGGAUCACGGGAGCGUAGGCUUUCGCAGCCGCACUCCCAGACUGGUGGAACUAUUCAUCACUUGGGCCCUCAGAGCCCAGUGGCCAGUGGCGCCAUGCAGCCCUUGCCCAGCCCAAGCCACAUCACCACAUCGAACCUGCCUCCGCAGAUCAGCAGCAUCAUACAAGGACAACUGAUACAGCAGCAACAGCAGGUUCUUCACAGCCAGCAGAUGGCCAGGCCUGUAAAUUAUGAAAGGACACCUGUAUCCUUGACCACAGGAGUGGUAGGGGCAUCAAGCUUCGGAAUGACAUCACCGCCACCUCCUUCUAGCCCAUCUCGGAGUGCCGUAGCUCAGGGCCUGGCAGCGGCAUGUCUCACUCCCACCACUCCUUGCGUCCCAGUCGUGAGGAAGCAACCAAAGAAGUUGGAAGAAAUUCCACCUGCUACCCCAGAGGUUUCUCAAAUGAGAAAGCAGUGUUUAGAGCACCACCUUGCCCAAAUGGAGUCUCUGAGGGAGACAUUUAAGGACUACUUGAUUGAACUUUUCUUUCUUCAGCACUGCCAGGGGAAUAUGAUGGAUUACCUAGCAUUCAGACGGAAACCCUGUAUGGCCUUGUUGGCAUAUCUGAAGCAAGGAGACUUGGAUCUUGAAGAGGAGGAAGAGGAGGAGCAAUCCGAGGUCAUCAAUGAUGAGGUAAAAGUGGUGACAGGAAAGGAUGGCCAGACAGGGACGCCAGUUGCCAUAGCAACACAGCUUCCCCCUAAUGUUUCUGCUGCAUUUUCAACGCAGCAGCCGCAACAGUUUCAGCAGACGCAUCAAGGUACACCUGUGGCGGGCACGGCCAACACAGUGGAGAUUGAAGCUUUCAAAAGGCAGCAGGCUUUAGUUCAAACAGAUCAGAAUAAAAGGCCACGGAUAGAAGGUGGUCGCCAUGGAAUGGUUUUCCAGCACACAACUGUGACUACUUUAGGAUCUCCAGCUAUAGUUCCCUUACAGCAACUCAUGCCAACGGUGCAGGGUGGAAUGCCUCCCACUCCUCAGACGAUACAGCUCACGGGCCAGAAACAAAACCAACAGCAGUACGAUCCCUCCAAAGGGCCGCCGGUGCAGAAUGCUGCCAGCCUGCAUACGCCUCCACCUCAGCUGCCUGCCAGACCUACGUCUAUACCAUUGACCCCAAUCCCAGCCGCUAUUCAGUUGGCACAACAGCACAUGGUUGAAACCCAGCUCCAGCCUCAAACCAUCCUCCAGGCUCAGGCCCCGGCUCAGAACCUCCUUCAGGUCAAGAGCCAGCCGCAGCCCAUUUCCCUGUCUCAGUCUCAGACGCAGCUCCAGUCUCAGCUCCAGCAGCAGGUACAAGCUCCUCUUCACGUACCAAUGCAAACUCAGCCAUCAGCACAACUUCAACAGUCACAAGCACACCCUCCACAACAGACUGUGACAUUGAUGCGAUCAACAAGUGAGACCGGCCAAGCGUGCCAACGACUCAUAGCCAACUCACAGCCUACCUCAUCUGCGCCACAAGUGACCCUUUCAGGGACAGUUUCCUCUGCUCCUACACAUCAGCCGUUGACUAAUAGGCCAGCGUCGCCGGUUUUGCAGUCCAAGCCACAGGGGUUGGUUACCUUAUCUGCCGUAGCUCCUCCGAAAGCCCAAGUGGUACUACAGAAUUCGGCACUAGCUUCACAGGAAAACACUACGAAUGCACAAGAUAAAGUUGUUGAACAAGUGAAACAGGAAAACCAGAUACACCAAAGGAUUUCGGAGCUGAGAAAAGAAGGGUUGUGGUCAAUGAGAAGGCUACCACGACUCCAGGAAGCACCCCGGCCAAAAUCUCACUGGGACUACUUGCUGGAAGAAAUGCAGUGGAUGGCGGCUGAUUUUGCUCAAGAAAGGAGGUGGAAGAUGGGCAUUGCCAAAAAGCUUGCACGAACUGUUGUACGUCAUCACGAAGAACAGAAGCUGAAUGAAGAGCGAGCCAAGAGAGAAGAACACGCCAAAUUAAGAAGAAAAGCGGCUUUGGUUGCAAGAGAAGUAUUGCACUUUUGGCGUAAUAUCGAGAAGGUUGUGGAAGUCAAAUUGCAGCUUUACAUGGAGGAACAAAGGAAGAAAGCAUUACUUUUACGAAAGGGGACAUCAAGCAAAGAUCAAAUUUCUGUCUCUUCAUGGCCUCUGUCAGAAAAGCAGAGUGACACAGAUCCAUUGGGUAACGAGAGCAGAAAAAAAUCCAGUGAUGCUGGGGAUUCAGUAGAAGACUGUGAGGAAACCAUUGAAGAACAGGAAGCCAUUGAAGGCACUGUUGACCAUCAAGCUGAACUAGCAGACUUGGCCAAGCAAGCUGAAAUGCCUCUGGAAGACCUUGUUCGACAGUAUGCUGGUGCUUAUUCUGAAAACUUUGAAUGGCCAAUUCCAGAUUCUUCCGACAGUGAAGGUGAUGACUGUGAGGAUGAUGAAGAAAUAGAAGAAGAGUUUGCUGCUGAUUUUGGCUGUCUAGAGCAAGAGGUGGCGAUUGAUUCCUUGCUGAGCGUUGACCAAUACAGAGUAUCAGAGCGAGUGAAUACCAACCCAGCGGAAGGCAGGAGACCAAGAAAGGACAUUGCUGAAGUUGCUGCUGCUGCUGAGCCUCUCCUGCCAAAGGGCAUAGCUCGAUAUUCAUCCUUGGUGAAGAAUUCCCCUCCUUUCUUGCUUCAUGGCACUCUCCGGGAAUACCAACAGAUUGGCGUUGAUUGGCUGGCUGCUUUGCAUCGACGCAAGUUAAAUGGGAUUUUGGCUGAUGAUUCGCGAUUGGGCAAAACCGUACAAAUCAUAGGUUUCCUAGCUCAUCUCGCCUCAAACGAAGGUGUCUGGGGACCACAUCUGGUGGUGGUGCGAACUUGCAAAAUGCUCAACUGGGAAAUGGAAUUCAAACGAUGGUGUCCAGGGCUCAAGAUAAUGAUGUACUUUGGCACAAGGAAAGAACGCAGAGUCAAAAGGGAGUGUUGGACAGAGCCCAACUCCUUCCAUGUGUGCAUCACCUCGUAUAAGCUGCUCCUGAAGGACAUGCAGGCUUUCCGGAGGAAGCGAUGGAAGUACCUGAUCCUAGACGAGGUCCAGCAGCUUAGAAACACGACUGAGCGGCACUGGGAGGCCCUCUUCAAUCUCAAGAGCCAACAGCGCUUGCUUUUGAUUGGAACUCCUUUACAAAAUACCCCAAUGGAGCUAUGGACCAUGAUGCACUUCCUGCUGCCUGGAAUUACCAGAUCUUACCUGGAUUUCCCUGUGAAAGUUGGCACAGAUGAAAAUCAAGACUAUUGCCACAAACUAGUGAUAAGAAUGCACAGGAUGAUUCAGCCAUUCAUCUUGCGGCGAUCAAAGCGAGAUGUGGAGAAACAGCUGCCAAAGAAAUAUGAGCACAUUCUGAAAUGCUGCCUGUCAAAGAGGCAGAAGAUCAUGUACGAGGAUGUCAUGUUCCACUCUAGCACAGCGGAAGCCCUGCGGUCUCGCCAUUUUGUUAGUGUCCUCAAUCUCCUAAUGCAGCUGCGGAGGAUAUGUAAUCACCCCAACCUGAAGUGUCCCAGGGCGGUCCGUUCGGCGUAUGUUUGCAAAGCUCUGCAGUACUCCAUUUCAUCUCUAGUGCUGAAAACACUUGAAUAUGAUCCUUGGAAAAAUGUAGACUUGUCUGCCUUCAAUCUAGUGGGAAUUGAAAAUAAGCUCUCUCGACACGAGACUGAGACAGUCAUGCCCAAGCGGAAGGUGACAAGAAAACUUAUUGAGGAAAUCUACAACUCGCCGGAUCUUCCACCAAGACCCAGACCUGUUAAAGUGAAAGUCAGCAAGUUGUUCCAGCCAGUGCAGUAUGGACAGAAGCCGGAUGACAGGACAGUUGUGGUGGUUGGGACACAGCCUCAGCGAGCGCCCAGCAUGGCUUCCGCAGCGGCAGCCCAUCAAGGACAAGUGCGUGGAAAAUCUUCAGCUGUGGCUGUGCCUGCGUCUCAGGUUAUGACUUCUGCGCAAGCACAAACCAACACCUUGUCGUUUCCAGCAGCGACUCCGUUACAGAUGACUCAGACGUCUGCCAGUGCGCCAGGACAGCAGCAGGCGGUCAACAGCACCAUCUCCUCUAGCAUGGCCAGUCCAGCACUGGUCAGCACAGCAGGCCAGGUCACCCAGCAGGGACAGACCUUGCACUCUGGCCAGGCCCAGCAACAGGCCACCUCCGUUCACACCGUCCCGACAACUAAUGUGCUGCAUCAGAGGCUGGUGCUAUCCUCCCAGGCCCAGGCACGACUGCCUAGUGGAGAAGUCGUCAGCAUCGCCCAGCUAGCCUCCAUAGCUGGCGGGCAAGGACGGGGUACUCAGACGAGUCAGCCCGUGACGCUGCACUUCCAAGGCAACAAGUUCACAUUGUCUAGCAGUCAGUUGCGCCAGCUUACCGCAGGCCAACAUCUUCAGUUACAAGGUAACGUUCUCCAAAUUGUGUCAGCACCCGGACAGCAGAUAAUGCGUCACCAGAAUCAGGCUGUGAUACAGGCACCAUCACAGGGCAGUGCCAUUCAUAAUGCCUCUGCUGCCUCAGGAAACCAGCAAGGAAUGCCGCCUUCUUCUGUUCCCAACCCUAUUUCAACGCAAGCGUCUUUUCUCACAACUAGAACAGUUGGUAGCUCCGCAUCUGGUGAGCAGGGAGCAAUCCUGAGACCUAUAUCCUCUCUAGGAUCUGCUGCACAGGAUUCGAUAGAAGAGAAGAAAAGGCUUACGAAGGAGCGUUUGGAUAGAAUAUUUUUGAUAAACGAACGGCGUUGCUCUGUGGUACCAGUGUAUGGUACAGAGUUGUUAGGAGUCUGUUUCUUGAUUGGUGAAUAUAGACUAACCAAACACAAAUCGGCAGUGAAUUCAUGGCUUUCCUCUGGUUAUGUGAACUGCUGCAAUUCUCAGCAGUCAAUUAGUGACCCACUUUGCACAGAGAUGUCUUGGAAACAGACAGACGCCUUGUCACAGGCAAUCUUAACUACAGACCAGAGGCAAGAUAGUAUGCAGGACAUUAUAAAAAGGGUUCAUUGUGCUGUUCUGAACGCAGUGGCUCCUCCACCAACUCUGUACACGUUCAACCCUCUACCUCCAUACAUACAUCACAUGCGGCUCUUCAAGUAUAAUCUGAAGAAGGAACUGGUUCCAUACUUCCCGCAACUACAGCGGAUUACGUCUACGACAACACUUCAGUUAACUGACCCAAGGCUCAUACAGUUUGACUCAGGGAAAUUGGAGGCACUGGCUGUUCUGCUUCAUAAAUUAAAAUCAGAAAGGCGGCGAGUACUCAUAUUCACACAAAUGAUUCAAAUGCUGGACAUCUUGGAGAGUUUCCUGGACUACCACAGCUUUGCUUUUGUGAGAGUUGACGGAAAUGUUCGCCUUACCCAACGGCAGGCAUUGAUGAAACUCUUCAAUACCGAUAAGCGAAUCUUCUGUGCUAUCCUUUCCACUCGCGGCGGUGCUGCAGGGGUUAACUUGAUAGAUGCCGAUACCGUCAUUGUGUAUGACAGUGACUUGAACCCCACUCUGGAUUCACAAGUCCAAGAAUGGUGUGAUAGAAUUGGAAAGUGCAAAGAUAUCCAUAUAUACAGACUGGUUAUUGGCAAUUCCAUCGAGGAGAAACUUCUCAAGAAUGGUACGAAGAAUUUAAUUAGAGAUGUGGCUUCACAUGGAAGCAACUAUUGCACAGCGUACUUACAGCAGCAAACAGUAAGGGACCUGUUUGAAAUCCCUGCAUUUUUGGGGGAGUCUCCCUUGAAGGUAAAGACAGAAGAGUUUGUCGUACUGUCCCAGGUGUCUUCCUUGGCACACCAGAUCUCACCGAGGGAGACUAAACCUUUCCUGGAGGCACUGAAUAGCAUUGAGCAGGAGAGUGGUGAUCUCAGUAAAGCAGAGUUGACAGCAAGGAAUGAACACGAAGGUGGUGUUGACAAAGCCACAGAGAAGCGUAGGUGUGUGAGCUACGAGGAGCCUACCUACCUGGACGGAUUGGCAGCACUUGUGGAGCAGCUUACCCCAGUUGAAAAGUACGCAAUGAAUUAUUUAGAGCUGACACAAGCGUUUAUCACACCAGCAGAGCAGAAACUACCUGAAAAUCAGGUGAAAGCUGCAAAGCGAGUGUGGGAGUUUGGACAGUUGCACAGCCUGAAAGAGGAAAAGAAGAGACAGCUAGAAGAUGAAGAAAAUGAUGUGCUGUUCACUUACAGCCGGGAGGAUGCGUACAACAAGGAGUAUGUGAAAGAAGUUAAGGAUGGCCAGCCUGAAAUAAUGCCCAUUUGGACGCCUCCCACACCGCCCCAGGAUGACAAUGAUAUCUAUAUGGAUCCAGUAAUGUGCCUGAUGUAUGAUACUACUCCGAUUCAGGAGUCCAAACUGCCCCCUGUUUAUGUCCGAAAGGAACACAAGAGAUUAAAGAUGGACCCUUCAGAAAGCGAGACAGACGUGUUGACCUUUGUUGAUGCAGCUGCCGGAAAGAAGUUUAAGAAAGCUCGGCACGGGGAACCAGUCACCCCGCCCCGAUCACUGUUCGACAGAUCCACACCCUGCAUGCUCAAGAUGCGCCGUGAGGCUAAAGACCAGAAGAAGAACCUGUUCAUGAAGCAGCAGGCACCGUUUGCUAAACCCUUGCCCACGCUGACCAAAACCCCUGCUGAUGGUGGAACAGACAGCCCAGAGUGGCUGAUUAGCGAGGACUGGGCACUUCUGCAGGCUGUGAAGCAGUUGCUGGAGUUACCUUUAAACCUGGCUAUCAUCUCACCAGCACACACACCAAAUUGGGACCUGGUCAGUGAUGUUGUUAAUUCCUGCAGCCGCAUAUACCGAUCACCCAAGCAGUGUCGCAACCGAUACGAAAAUGUCAUAAUACCACGAGAAGAAGGAAAGUUGAUCUAUGACGCUAAUCCAAAGAAAAAGACUAAGAGCAUUUACAAGAACAAGAAUAGUCGCCCGUUGCGAACCAGCCAAAUCUAUGCACAGGAUGAGAGUGUUAUGCAUACACAACUCUUCACAAGCCACUUUGAACUUGUAAAGCUUAUAGCUGGGAAAAGAAGUCCCCCAAUCAAACCUAUGCUGGGAAUGAAUCCAUUCCAGAAGAAUCCAAAGCACGCAUCUGUGUUGGCCGAGAGUGGAAUCAGCUAUGACAAGCCUCUGCCGCCAAUCCAGGUUGCCUCACUUAGAGCUGAAAGGAUCGCAAAAGAGAAGAAGGCUUUAGCAGAGCAGCAGAGGGCUCAGCAUCUGGCACAGCAGCAGCAGCAACAGCAGCAACAAGCUCAGCAAAAUUCCCAGACGGCCGUUCCACAGCAGCAGAGCUCCCAGACUCAGGCUGCAGCCGUUCAGCAAUCUCAAGCUGUGGGACAGACUGCUGCAUCCACCGUGGCCAACACUGCAGUGCUGCAGGCUGGAACUAUCAAAACAGCACCUGGUACGACAAACAUUCAGACUGCCACUGUGGGAGGCAAUGUCAUCGUGAAUACAGCAGCAGGAGUACAGCAGAGUACCUUCCAACCCAUUAACAAGCGGCUUGCACAGCAGGUUAUUCCCGGAACCCUCACAUCCACAGGAGGUACAACCGCUCAAGUCGUACAUGCUCAACAAAGGACAGUAGCCACGUCUGCGGCUACCACAGAGGUUGUAGCCAUAGCAACCAACCAAGGUGUCCGAGCUGCAAUGGCCCCGGUUACAGCCACAGCCGCAGUGGUGUCCACCAAUUUGACUCCAGUGCAGAGCCAGACCAGGUCGCUCGUCACACAGGUCACCCCAGCUACAGGCAUCCAGCUGACCACAGGAAAACCCAUUCCUCAAGCACAGAUUCAGCUCUUCAGACAGCCACAGACUGCUCCCGUACAAGUCCAGCAAAUCCAGCCCCAGUCUCAACCCUCAGCACAGCUGAAGGGAGUCCAAAAAGUGCCGGAUCAUGUCUUAAAACUCAAACAGAAGCAGCAGCAGUUGGCUCAGGUGACGCAGAGGAGCGCUGUCCUCACCAGUCCCGUAACCAAUCUUCCAGUCGCCCGCAUUGCCAGAGUUUCCACAUCACAGCUUCAAGCACAAGGGCAAAUUCAGGCACAACCGACACCGACUGCGCAAGUCACCCUGACAAAGCCACCAGUUGUGUCUGUCCCCACAGCGGUAGUGUCUUCAGGUGUGACAACCCUUCCUGUUACUGUGGCUGGAAUUAGCAUGGCUAUUGGGCAGCCCCAGAAAGGAACAGCAGCAGGAGGGCAGACGGUGGUGAAGGCCGCCAUACCAUCACACUUCUCGCAGAUGCAUGUGCAGCAGAUUCUGAAGCUCAAACAGCAGCAGAAAGCAGGCCAAUCGCAGGUAACGCAGGGACAAGCUGCCAUCCAGGCUGCUGCAAUUGCAGCACAGCAGAAGAUAACACAACAGGUUACAGUGCAAUCGCAACAGCAGCAACAGCAGCAGAAGGUUACUUACACCACCAGCCAGCUUCAGUCAGGAAUGAAGCCACAGUUCCUGGGUGCUCAGGCUCAGAAGCAGACAGGACCACAGCAGAUGCAGGCACAGAUUCAGGUUACAAAACUUCCACAAAUGGUUCAACAGCAAGCAAGUGUGGGGAGUAUCCAGCAGAUGGUAUCGACGGCUCACCAGGUCCAGGCACAGCCGCAGACGAUGACCUUGUCGCAGGCGACGACUGGCCAGCAGGUCCAGGUGAUCCCCACGGCGGCCACCCCUCAGGUGAUGCAGCAGCAGCAGCAGCUGAUCCAGCAACAAGUAGUGACGGCCGCCUCUCCGCAGAUCCAGGCCCCGACCCCACAGAGCCCGGUCCCGCCUGCCGCAGCCUCUGACGGACAGGGCCAGCAGGCCAAAGUGCAAGUGCGAACGGCCCCUGCAGUAAGACUGAAAGCCCCCAUGAAACCCAACUGAGCCCUGGCUCAGGACAAUGAGAAGCCCACCACCGAAGAAUGUGCUUUAGCUGGACUGAACGAAGAAUAGAUUGUACUACGGUUGUCUCCACUCCAUUGUGUCAUAUUUAAUGUAUAGAAAAAAAAAAUCAGGCACCCAUUAAUGUUAUGUAAGUCAUUUAAAAUUGAAUUUUGGUGUUGUUGCACAGCAGAAAAUUCUGUAAAUCUUUUUUUUAUGAUUAAUUCUGAGGUUUAAUCUCUGCAGUUUGUACAUAGUGAUUUCCUCUGAGCAUAUUUUUGAAUGUGCUCUGUAUUUGUUAAAUUCAGAAAGUGGAUGUUUUUGGCAUGUGUUGAGUAUUUGUAAAUCCAUAAUUUAGUUGGAUGGAUGUCAAGUACGUAACUGUAGUAUUUUUUUCCUGUCACAUGACAAGUAAAACGAGCCUGCACCAAUUGAUCAUUGAAAUGAGAAGUGUUCAACAUUCCUUACCUUGAGAAAGACCCAUCUAUUAACAAACUUUUGAUACAACGUUUUGUAUUUUUGUUACCUUUUUUUCAUUACCCGUUCAUGUUUCAGGAUUUGUUUUAAAAGUUAGGAUGUCUAUUUUUAAUUCUGUCCGUAUAUGCACAUUAAAAAUGCAAUUGACGCUGCAAAGUUAUCCCCCUCUAGUUGGUAGUGUACAUGUUGUACAGUAUUUGUUAUGGUUUUGCAUAGCGCCAUGUUAUAACAUCCCCGAAACCUGUCCUUGGAAAUGAUGUAUAUUCACUUGUGGUCAGCAAGAAGGAAUUAAGAAUAAAAAUUGUACAGAAAUGUUUUCUUGUUGCUCACUCAUUGGUGGUGUUUUUCAGCUCUUCAGCUGAGCCACGUUGUAAAUUUUCUUUCAAGUAGCCAUGGUAUUUUUGUUAUCUGUGGUAAACCAAUGAAGGGCAUUGGGUAAGGUUUCAGAGACAGCAAUCCAAAAUGCUGGAGGGUCAGGCAGUGUCUGUGGAAAUUAAUAAACAGUUGACAUUUCAGGCUGACACUCCUCUUCAGGACUGAGAAGGAAGAGGG